This is a messenger RNA of Anastrepha ludens (Mexican fruit fly), 1682 nucleotides long. RefSeq lists its product as uncharacterized. The transcript has 3 exons. Gene Ontology annotation, cellular component: transcription regulator complex; nucleus. The record is from RefSeq and is a predicted model, not a curated record. Gene Ontology annotation, molecular function: DNA binding. Bases 190 to 1245 code for a protein of 351 amino acids. Gene Ontology annotation, biological process: regulation of transcription by RNA polymerase II. NCBI's taxonomy places the organism in Eukaryota, Metazoa, Arthropoda, Insecta, Diptera, Tephritidae.
GCAAUUACUUUUGUGGCGACAAUGUUCAUUUCGUGGAUACAUGAAAAUUCCUCACGCUACGCAAUAACGCAUUGAACAACGUAAAAAUUGUCAACAAAUUUUAUGAAAAUGAUAAACAACAAGAACUGCCACAUAAAAAAUUAAAAUAGUUGCUUAUUUGGUGAAAAGUAAUUUUCAACGUACGUUAAAAUGGCGUUACGUAGAUCUUUAGAAGAGUCCGAUUUGGCAUUAAUUGCUCGAGUAAAGAUGACACCUUCAUUGUACGAUCAACGAAAUCCCGAUUUUCGUCUUGCUUAUCGGAAGGAGCAGGAAUGGGAAACAGUUGGCGCCAUGGUGGGCAUGUCGGCCGUAGAGGCAAGGCGACGUUGGACCUGCUUGCGUGACCGCUAUUCGCGUGAGUUGAAGCAAUUGCGAUUGCAUCCGGAGAAAGAAGAGUAUGUGAAAAAUAGUUUUUUUCGGCAAAUGGAUUUUCUACGCAGAUAUAUUCGAAGGCGAAGAAGUCGGCGACGGAAUGGCUUCAUGGAAUAUGAAAAUAAAGGCGGAGAUGAGCAGAAAUCCAAAAUCGAACAUAUUAUACAGUUGCAGAAUAAAGCAGAAGUAACCGAAGAGGAAGAGGAGGAGGAUUAUUGUUUAGAAAACUAUAACGAUGGGGAGACGAACUCAUAUCCGAGUAAAAUAGAUGAAAACACUUUGGAAUCAGAGGAUUUUCCAGAAUUCGUAGACGUGGAUGCAGGCGAGGUAUAUGAAGAAUGUGUAGAAACACCCGUUUCUGAGAGAAAUAUUAAAAGUCAACCACUCAGCCCCGCCAGCAUCGACGUAAGUGCAAAUCAAUUAAAUUGCACUAUUACGCCUACAGUUUUGCCGCAGCAUAAUCCUAACGGCGCGGUAUAUACGAUAUCAACAAGACAAGCGUACCAACACCAGUCAUCCUCGGCAGAUAUUGCCACUGUGCCGCAACACAAACAAAGCCAGCACUUGCAUACUAAUGCACAACCAUGCUCACAACAAUCGCAGAUUCAGAGCCAGCUCCAUCCCAAUGCAUCUGGGAAUGUACGAGUUGUAGAAACUGAAGAUGAUCUUUUUGGCAAAUCGAUAGCCGUAUACCUAAAGCAAUUGUCUCGUCGCCACAAGAUUAAGGCUCAAGUAGAAAUGUUUCAAAUACUUGAAAAGUAUAUAGAAUUGGAAGAAAGUGCUAAUGUGGCAACAUCGAACAAAAUUAAUUGGAAUAACCAUUUGAAUAAAUAAUUUGCCUUUUUCGGUUGAUUGAGGAAAUUUGAAAUAUAUACAGAUGUAAAUACGUUUGCAAUGAAGUUUUUAAAAUACCGUGCACGCGCGGUACCUAAAUGAUGUUUUAAGGCAAGUUAUUGCAUUCUAUACACCUUUUUGUUGUAGUUAAUGUAAUUAUAGAAUUAAGUAAAAACGUAAGCAUAGUUUAAGGUAAAUAAAAUAUUAUGUGAGUAGAACUUGCCUCUAUCUGUUCCAAUGUCUAUUAGUUGUUAUUGUGUCGAGCGAAAGUAUUGCCGGACUAAUACUUCCCAUUCCACGUAUUGUUACCAAACUUUAUUGGAAGUAUUUUGUAAAAUAAUUUUCAAAAAUUCUAUCAUAGAGCUCUGGGGGUAUACUCUGUUACGUUCUAAUAUUUUAUUAAAAAUGAAAAUAAAAAAUAAGUGAAAGAACCUUAA